Messenger RNA from Jaculus jaculus (lesser Egyptian jerboa), 2600 nucleotides. RefSeq names its product KIAA1191 ortholog. The transcript is spliced from 9 exons. Gene Ontology annotation, cellular component: cytoplasm. The coding region runs from base 350 to 1264 and encodes 304 amino acids. Lineage: Eukaryota; Metazoa; Chordata; Mammalia; Rodentia; Dipodidae. The record is from RefSeq and is a predicted model, not a curated record.
CCAGGGUGCCGGGGCCCUUGGCAGCGCUCUGGGGUCGGUGGAGCGCGUAGCUACGGUUGCAGCAGCUCUCAGGAUGGCUCGGAUCUGGACUUCUCCGCUUCCUCUCGGGAGAUUUGGCUUCUCGGAGCCUCUUUAGUGCCGGAGUUCGGGCCGCAGGCAGCAGGGCGGCAGCCGGAGAACAGAACCUCUGGAUGGAUUCUUCCUGGGAAGCUUUGCUCAUUUGCAGCCGCUGGACAAUGUCGCUCAUUAACAUCUGUCUGUCAGCAUAGUCGCAACAUCAUUUCACUGUGGUGUCAGGGACUCAUCUCCGAAUUCUGUAUAGAAAGACCAUCUGGAUCCCAGUUUUUCAAUGGCUUCAAGACAACCAGAAGUGCCUGCUCUUGGGCCUAGUGGGCCUCUAGGCAAGAUGUCCCUGCCCAUCGGGAUGUGCCGCCGGGCAUUCAGCUAUGAUGAUGCCCUCGACGACCCUGCGCCCAUGACUCCUCCUCCAUCGGACAUGGGCGGCAUCCCUUGGAAGCCAGUGAUUCCAGAGCGCAAGUAUCAGCACCUUGCCAAGGUGGAGGAAGGAGAGGCCAGUGGCUCUCCCAAUGCCGCGACCCCAUCAGCGGCCACUGACAGUGCAGACAAGGUCCCUGUGGUGAAGGCUAAAGCUACCCAUGUCAUCAUGAAUUCUCUGAUUACAAAACAGACUCAGGAGAGCAUCCAACGUUUUGAACAACAGGCAGGGCUGAGAGAUGCUGGAUACACCCCCCACAAAGGCCUCACCACUGAGGAGACCAAGUACCUCCGAGUGGCAGAAGCACUCCAUAAGCUGAAGCUGCAGAGUGGAGAGAGAACGAAAGAAGAGCAGCAGCCUGCUUCUUCCCAGUCCACCCCGAGCAGCACCCCUCACUCGUCCCCUAAGCAGAAAUCCAGAGGCUGGUUCCCCUCUGGUCCCUCCGCAGCCUUACCUGGCUCAAAUCUCAGCACCAUGGAUCCUGGAAGCGGGAAUGAUGGGAACUCAUCAGAUAAAUGGAGCUUCUUUGGACCAAGACCGCUGCAGAAAUCUGAUUCUGGAGGCUUCACCAUCCAGACCUACAAAGGGGCCCAGAAACCCUCUCCCAUGGAGCUGAUGCGUGCCCAAGCCUCCCGAAUGGCCGAAGAUCCAGCCAUCUUAAAGCCACCCAAGAUGGACAUCCCAGUGGUAGAAGGGAAGAAACCAGCACCGAGGACCCAUAAUCUCAAGCCUCGUGACUUGAAUGUGCUCACCCCCACUGGCUUCUAGCACGCGCAUCCUAUCCCAGGACUCUCCUACUUCACCUUGGCUCUGACAUAGGAAUGAUAUAUUUUUUCAAACCCUCUUAAAUGGAGGCUAAUUGAAUUCUGAGUAACAUUAGUGCAAAGCUUGUCCUUGUGUGAAAGAAACCAUUUUGUAUUGUUUUCAAGUUAGAGGGAAAAAUGUCCGUGAUAAUGUUUGGGGGACCGCAUGACCAAUUUAUAUCACUCAUCUUAGACCAGAACUUUGAUCUUUGUUUACCUAGGUAAAUGAUGGUUACACUAUUCCAGCACGAGUCUUCCUGAUUUUUUUAACCUGAUCAAUACAUGAGCAUUAGCAAAUCAUGGCACAGGGGUCUGAACUGACCCACCUGCACUGCUCUGGCUCUCUUGACAUGCUCCGGCCUUGUCAGCUAUGGGAGCGAAGACCUGCUUUCCAGCCAGAGACCCUCUCUCUAAACUGAUUUUUGGUCAUCCUGAUGGGUCACUUGAUCCUGCAGCCAGCUCUGUAUGCCUCUUACUGCCAGUGGAGUUUGCAGUUGGAGGGCUGCUGAUGUGUCACAGAACAAACAGUAUAGUCUUGUGUAAUUCUCUUGCACUUUAAUAUCCAAUUUAGCCAGGCAUGGUGGUGCAUGCCUUUAAUCCCAGCACUUGGGAGGCAGAGGUAGGAGGAUCACUGUGAGUUCGAGGCCAAUGUAGGAGUGCAUAGUGAAUUCCAGGUCAGCCUGGACUAGAGUGAGACCCUACCUUGGAAAAACAAACAAAAAAGUCCAAUUCGGUUGAAAUAGUCCUAAGGGCGAAAACUGAGGAAAAUUCAGUCUACUAAUUUGGUAUUGGUAAAUGGAUCCUAUUUUUUAUUUUCUUUAGUACUGGCAAUUGAACCCAGGGUAUGCUGAACCACUGAGUACCACCCUUAGCUCAUGGGUGUUGUUAUUAUCAUUAAUUUUUUUAAACAAGAUGGUUGGAUUAUAGAUUAAAGUCCAUGUGAAAUUGGUGUCAUCUUAUUUUGAUUUCUUUGUCCAGGUCAGGGCCUGGAACUUAAUAUAGAUGAAAAAUUCAAAAAUUUUCAAGAAAGCAUUUUCUACCAAAAUGAGCCUCAUAGCUUAUGCAACACUUCUUACUGAGAAAAGAAAUAAAAACUGUCUUUUAAUCACUGUACAUGUAUGUCCAUGUAUAUUGAACAGACUGUCUGAUAUUUGCUGGGUUUUGUUUGGGGUAGUAUGUUGUUUACAUAAGGAGCUAACUUUUCUCAUAGUGAAGCCCUGGAGUCUAAAAUUGUCAAAAAAUUAAUUUAUUUGUGUUAUAUCUCUUAUAUUGACAAUAAAAAUCCUUACUACUUUCUCAAA